AUGCACGCUGUCUUGCGCGCCUUCCGCCGGGAGCUGCACGCAUUUCCUGAGCUAGGUUUCAAGGAAACACAAACCCAGGAUCGAGUGAAGAAGUUCUUGAUCGAGCAUGCGAAGAUCCCCGAGGAACACAUCCGACCGUGUGCUACAACGGGACUAGUCGUGGACAUUACGUCUUCGUCGACCGGUCCACCCUCGACGACAGCCGUGACUUGUAUUGCAUUUCGAGCCGACAUGGAUGGUCUCCCGAUGACAGAGAACAAUCCACAUCUACCCUAUCGUUCCCAGCAUGUCCAGUGCGCCCACAUGUGCGGCCACGACGGUCACAUGGCGACAUUAGCCGGCCUUGCCGUGGUUCUGUAUGCCCGCCGCGACAUCCUCCCUCAGGGUACUAUCGUUCGACUUCUCUUUCAACCGGCAGAAGAAGGGCCGGGUGGCGCAGUUCCUAUGAUCGAAGGCGGCUGUCUUGACGGUGUCGAUGAAGUGUAUGGGUACCACAACUACGCAUUUCCCCUUGGCAACCUCCACGUUCGCAGUGGUCCAGUUAUGGCCCACGAGCAAGAGUUUUAUCCCAUCAUCGUGGCCACGCAAAUCGUGACAGCGCUUCAGACCAUCGUGAGCAGGAGUCUGUCGCCGUACGCCAGCGCCGUGGUGUCGGUCACGACGUUUCACGCCGGCGAGACGUCCAACGUGAUUCCGUCCACGGCAACGUUGAGUGGCACCAUGCGCGACUUCGACCCGGCUGUGGCAGCAAUUCUUCGCAACCGCAUGGAAGCUAUCGUGCACGGCACGUGCCGCAUGCACGGCGCAGUGGGGACUGUGACACUCGUGGAGAGCUACCCCACCGUGGUCAACGCUCCGCUCCAAACGCAGGUGGUGCAGGAAGUUGCAUCCACCGUCGUCGACACCGUGUCUGAGGACGGCCUACCCAUGAUGGCGGCCGAGGACUUUGCGUACUACUUGGCAGAGCGUCCGGGGUGCUUCUUUUUCCUGGGCACCCACGAGCCGUCAUCGAACGAAGCCAGUCAAGGACGAGAUUUGCACUCGGACACGCGUGCGGAUGUUUGUGGGGCUGGUCGAACACCGCUUUGGAUGUAA
This is a messenger RNA of Aphanomyces invadans, 1095 nucleotides long. RefSeq lists its product as hypothetical. NCBI's taxonomy places the organism in Eukaryota, Oomycota, Saprolegniomycetes, Saprolegniales, Verrucalvaceae. Gene Ontology annotation, molecular function: hydrolase activity. The transcript is spliced from 3 exons. The record is from RefSeq and is a predicted model, not a curated record. The coding region runs from base 1 to 1095 and encodes 364 amino acids.